ACAGGACGUUUUUUUUUCUUUCUUGUUUUCUUCUUUGUGUACGUGAGACUCGAGCCUCGGCUGUUAUGUAACCGCUCAAUCUCAGUUUCAAUCACACAAUGUUUCUCACGCGAAUAUCAGCGGGCGGUUCCAUAGUGAUAAAAGCUGCCGCACCGGACAAGGACGCAGGUUUUCCCCUCCAGUUGCAGAAGAGGGAAGGACCGAUCAUAAACUCGCGUCAUGGCUCAGAAGACAGUGCUGAUUGUGUACGCCCAUCAGAGUGGGGGGUCCUUUAACUCGGCAGCGAAGGAUGUUGCCGUGGAAGCCCUCGGACAGCAGGGCUACAAGGUUGUUGUGUCUGACCUUUACGCCAUGAACUUCAGAGCCUCCGCCACAAUGGAGGAUAUCACAGGUGAGGUGAAGAACCCGGAGCACUUCAAGUACGGAGAGGAGACCAUGCAUGCCUGGAAGGAGGGUCGACUCAGUGAUGACAUCAUAGCUGAGCAUCGGAAAGUGGAGGCGGCGGAGCUCGUCAUCUUCCAGUUCCCUAUGUACUGGUUCAGCGUUCCAGCCAUCAUGAAGGGCUGGAUAGACAGAGUCCUGACUCAAGGCUUUGCCUUCUCGCUGCAGAAGAUGUACAACAACGGAAUAUUCAAGGACAAGAAAGCCAUGUUGUCGUUCAGCACUGGGUCAAUGCAGACUAUGUACCGCCCUGACGGCCUCAACGGAGACAUUAACGUCACACUGUGGCCCCUACAGAACGGCGUGCUUCACUUCUGUGGGUUCCAGGUGCUAGCCCCCCAGGUGUUCUGGUGUCCGGGACACAGCCCCCCCGCGAAUCGGACAGCCAUGCUGGAUGGCUGGAGGGCCAGGCUGAAGACCCUGCUGGUCGAGCGACCCCUGACCUUUGCCCCCAGCGAGAUGUUUGACCUGACCUUCCCCGGGGGCUUCGUGCUGCGGCCGGAGGUCAGGGAGGAGCAGAGCACCCGCCCCCACGGCAUCACCACCGGACACCACCUGGGGAAACCCCUCCCCCCUGACAACCAGCUGAAGGCUGAUGACCCCUCCCCUGACAACCAGCUGAAGGCUGAUGACCCCUCCCCCCUGACAACCAGCUGAAGGCUGAUGACCCCUCCCCCCUGACAACCAGCUGAAGUCUGAUGACCCUUGGAUAAUGAUUUCUCCAAUAGAACCCAGAGAGUGUUCUUCAGUGGAAGCUUCUCUAAUCAGAUAUGUAAAGUGCGGUGUCCCUCAGGGUAGUUCCCUUGGGCCAGUUACUCUUCUCUAUUUUUACAAAUGAUUUGCCACUGGUCUUAAACACAAAGCUAGAAUGACUACAUAUGCAGAUGAUUCCACACGCUACACAUUAGUAUCAGGUGUUUAGUAAUAAAAACAUUCUCUAAGACCUAAACCUCAGCUAGAGUUGUGUAUAAAGGGUGUGACCGUUGAGCAAGUUGAGGAAGCUAAAUUCAUACUUAUAAACUGGGUGCUUCGAGCCCUGAAUGCUGAUUGGCUAACAGCCGUGGUAUACCACGGAUAUGACAAAACAUUUAUUUGGACUCUUCUAAUUACGUUGGUAACCAGUUUAUAAUAGCAAUAAGGCACCUCGGGGGGGUUUGUGGUAAAUGGCCAAUAUUCCACGGCUAAAAGCUGUAUCCAGGAACUCAGCAUUGCGUCGUGCUUAAGAACAGCCCUUAGCCGUCGUAAAUUGUCCAUAAACCACAUCCCCCGCCUUAUUGCUUAAGUAUAACAGUGGAUGGUCGGUUAUUAUGGUCAAAUCAAAUUGACAGAGUUGUUGUGAAGAUGGGGAGAGGUAUGUCUGUUAUAAAAAUAUGUUUAUGUGUUUUUGAAACAUCAAACUGCACUAGUUGUUCAGACUCUG
Oncorhynchus gorbuscha (pink salmon) is the source of this 1861-nucleotide messenger RNA. RefSeq names its product NAD(P)H dehydrogenase, quinone 1 (gene nqo1). Gene Ontology annotation, cellular component: cytosol. The record is from RefSeq and is a predicted model, not a curated record. NCBI's taxonomy places the organism in Eukaryota, Metazoa, Chordata, Actinopteri, Salmoniformes, Salmonidae. Bases 220 to 1098 code for a protein of 292 amino acids. Gene Ontology annotation, molecular function: NAD(P)H dehydrogenase (quinone) activity. The transcript has 6 exons.